Messenger RNA from Salarias fasciatus (jewelled blenny), 2397 nucleotides. It is a transcript of the gene tmem164, whose product is annotated as transmembrane protein 164. The transcript has 6 exons. The coding region runs from base 327 to 1268 and encodes 313 amino acids. Lineage: Eukaryota; Metazoa; Chordata; Actinopteri; Blenniiformes; Blenniidae. The record is from RefSeq and is a predicted model, not a curated record.
GUAAGCUUUAGCGGCUAAGCUAGCGUCCCCUCCGGUAUGUAUUGAGUUAAUGGGUCCGUAUCUUCACAUGAACGCCGCUGCUCGUUUCAUAUGAUGCCAACCGUCCACGUUAGCUAGCCCGGCUGCUAAAUGUGAGGGGAGAGGGGUUUGUUCCUGCCCGCCGCCAGCAGCCAGCAGCAGCAGUUUACGGGUAGUCUUGACUACAGCUGGCUCCGGUCGCCCGGUAAACUUCCUCCUCCGUGUGCGGAUGAGGUAGUCCACAGGCGGUGGAUACAUGUCUACCUCUCAACCACGAGGCGAGCGACGACAGGGAAACCUCGCAGUUCAUGUUUCGCCAAGAAGUCAGUGUGUCGUCUUUUAUUCCAUCUUGUUCGUAUCUUUUCCAACACGAGAAGAGGAAUAUGUCCAGAUAUAACAUAUACAGCCUGCUGGACUGGAUCUACGGCGGGGUGGACCCGAAGUUUGAGGGGAACGGGGGCCCCGAGUGUGCCGCCUUCCUGGCGCCCCAGCAGCGCAUCAGUGAGAGUCUGGUCAUCGUCCUCCUCUCCCUGCUGGAGAUCGCGGUCGCGCUGAAGAAGAUCAACCUGUCCAAAGAGCUCCGGGUGGUGGGCAAGGACUGCACACGGACGAAGGAGGACAGCCUGGGGAAGAACUUGUUGCUGGUCGCUCUUUGCAUGACUUUCGGAGUGGAGGUUGGCUUCAAAUUCGCCACAAAGACCGUGAUCUACCUGCUGAACCCGUGCCAUGUCGUGACCAUGGUCCAGAUCUUUCUGCUGGCCUGCCCGCCAUGUAAAACAGCCAUGGUUGUGUUUAGACUGCAGGUCCACAUGCUGAAUGGAGCCUUACUGGCUUUAAUGUUCCCCGUCGUCAAUACCAGACUGCUCCCGUUUGAGAAGGAGAUCUACUACAUCCAGCACUUCAUGCUCUACCUGGUUCCUCUUUACCUCUUCAGGAAAGGAGGUGUGUACAAGCCUGAGCCUCUGGGAGACAUGUGGUGGGCGCUGCUCUCCACUGGCAUCCUCUUCCUCUACCACUUCCUCUUCUUGCAGAUUCUUGGCCUGGCGACCGAGGUGAACCUGAACAACAUGCUGUGUCCGGCCGUGUCCGACCCUUUCUACGGGCCCUGGUACCGGAUCUGGGCCACGGGCCACCAGACGCUGCUGACCCUCAUCCACGGGAAGAUCCUCACCAUGCUGUCGCAGCACAGCGGCGCCGUCUGCAGAUACACGCUGGACACACUCCGACUGCGCAGCAAGAAAGUCGACUAAGGCGCCGCGCUCGGAGCCCCCGCUCCCCUGCUCAUCGUUGAGAUUUUAUGUUUUUUAGUCAGCCUUUUAAAGCGUCUUUUUAAGAUUCACCAUCCGUUUUACUCCAGCAACAAGCAUUUCAGGGCCCGUGAGCUCGUGUCUUUCUUUACGUGGCGCCGUCGGCUUGCAGACAUGCGCGCAUGCUCGUGCGUUUCCAGGACGGCCGGUCGCCGAGCCGGACGGAUUGUAUACAGUGUGAGCGAACAAGGAGAUUUCUCUAGCUGCCUUUUUUUUGUUUUUUUUUUUGUUUUUUUUAAAUGUCACGUUUUGAGGAACGGGAAGGAGGAGUCACCCUCACACCUCGGUUUCUCGCUGUGGAUGUUGCUCUGCGUUUUUAUGUUAGUGGGUGAAGCUGCUAUGUUGUCGGCGCCUUGAAGCAGGUCGCGGACGUUACUGCUUGUCUGUAGUGCGAGGACACGUUCGAUCACCUCUCAGUGUUGUCACAAACGGAAUCGGAACUCUCACCUUAUCGAAGCGUCACGUUUGUAAAUGGCUUCCUCUGCCUUUUUUUUUUUUUUUUCUGUCUGUUCAGAUCAUUCCAGCUGUGAUAAUCAAACGUCACGAGGAUGUUUCCCACGCCGCGGCUGAAUGAAUCGGUUACGGAUCGACGCCGGGAUGUUAUUUUUAAUAACCUCUGACUCGGAGGGCGCGUUUUAUGUUGGACCUUAUUCAGGAAGGUUUAGCCUCGAGUGAGUCGCCGGGAUUCAAACGUUUUUUUUUUUUUUUUUUUUUAUGCCAAGACGUAAGGGAUUUUUUGGCAGGAGAUGCACCUGUGCUGGAGUCGCGCGCCGCGCCACUCGAGGACGAGUGGACGAGCCGAUUUACUGUGGAUUCAGUCGCACUCUCACGUCUGUACAGAAACACAAUGCUUCAUAGAUCUGCAUGAACUUGAAAUGGGUAUUUUAUAGGUUACCCAGUGGAAAGGGAGUAUUAACAAACGCUGUCAGUCACGGUAUAUUUCAUUUCAAGUAUGAAAGGUGUGUGUUACUGUAGCAUAUUCUAUACUUCACUGUAAAGAAAGGGAUGAGAGAGACUUUUGUAUUUUUCUCAGUUUGUGCUGUAUUGACAAAUAAAAGUGAUUUCAGUUGAC